AUGCACCUCACCGAGGCGCUUUCAUCCGAUGCCCUCGUCGUUCUCCUGGCAACACUGCUGGCAUCUAUCUUGGUACUGAAAGUACUUUACGACGGCAACAUCUCGUUUCGCUACCCUGUCUCAGCGUUCACAGAUCCAUUUGCGCCAGAGACAGCUUUCCGAUCAUAUAACUCGUAUGCGUCGCUCGCCAACGCAGACAUCAGCAGGAUAAGAGCUUCCUAUUCUAAGCUCGGGUUGAGCGACAAGCGUAUUGGCUAUACAAUCGGGUAUCCCCGUAAGAUUGACCGGUUGUGCCUCGCAACGACUACGAAUGCACGAAUUGCACGAAGCAUCGCUUCCACGGCGGCAGACGCAUAUCCUGAUAUUACCUACCGCAGUUCUUGUGCUACAGGACGCGAAGAUAUCGGAAAAGUACGCGAAGUAUUCAAACACUUCGUUCGUGAUUGGAGCGAAGAUGGCGCACCUGAAAGAGGCGUGAUAUUCCAGCCUAUACUGGAUGCUCUCAAGGCAGUAGACGUGGAACGGCGAGUUGAAAUGCAUGUCCUCGUGCCCGGUUCAGGACUCGGCCGGCUCGCAUGGGAGAUAUCUCAGCUAGGCUUCCGAACAACGGCAAACGAAUUGUCGCCAUACAUGACCAUGGCCGCUCGGUUUCUGCAUUCUCCGGCCACAACACAGUCCAUAGGCCAGCACACUGUCCAUCCAUAUGCCCAUUGGUGGUCCCACCAGCGGAAUCGUGACGCCGUGUUUCGCGGGAUCGCAUUCCCCGACGUAGUUCCUCGUCUGACAGAACUCCUCACACUGAAGGAGGGCGACUUCCUGAGACUGGACGUCCCCGAGAGCCGCGGCGGAGAGUGCGGCUACGACUAUAUUGUAACCCUAUUCUUCAUUGACACUAGCUUGAACGCUAUUGCGACGAUCCGUCAGAUAUACUCUUUGCUCAAACCUGGAGGUACUUGGAUCAAUUUAGGGCCUUUGCUUUGGACGGGUGGCGCACAGGCGUCAGUCGAACUUUCUUUGGAAGAAGUCUACGAUGUUGCAAAGGAAAUGGGGUUCGUUAUAACAGGACUCGAUUCGAACUACUGUGGCUUCUCUGGUGCCGAAUCAUCAAUCAACGAUCAUCACGGACCAUCUAUGGACAUUUUGCGUCCCCGCACAAUCGACUGUGAAUAUACUGCGGAUUCGCGUGCUAUGAUGCGUUGGAUAUACAAAGCGGAGUUUUGGGUAGCGACGAAAUCGGUGAUUUCUCAUGCAGCUCCAUCCACGCAACCUGUCUGA
This is a messenger RNA of Punctularia strigosozonata HHB-11173 SS5, 1275 nucleotides long. RefSeq names its product N2227-domain-containing protein. Lineage: Eukaryota; Fungi; Basidiomycota; Agaricomycetes; Corticiales; Punctulariaceae. The transcript is spliced from 3 exons. Gene Ontology annotation, molecular function: S-adenosylmethionine-dependent methyltransferase activity. The coding region runs from base 1 to 1275 and encodes 424 amino acids. The record is from RefSeq and is a predicted model, not a curated record.